Messenger RNA from Nymphaea colorata (pocket water lily), 1029 nucleotides. RefSeq lists its product as uncharacterized. The record is from RefSeq and is a predicted model, not a curated record. Gene Ontology annotation, cellular component: DNA replication factor C complex; nucleus. Gene Ontology annotation, molecular function: DNA clamp loader activity; ATP binding; ATP hydrolysis activity. Gene Ontology annotation, biological process: DNA repair; DNA-templated DNA replication. NCBI's taxonomy places the organism in Eukaryota, Viridiplantae, Streptophyta, Magnoliopsida, Nymphaeales, Nymphaeaceae.
AUGACUUUUAUGCCUCUACUUUAUGCAUCCUUCACGCCCAACAUAGUUAGCACUUCUCUCACUUGGAUUGAUACUGCUGACGAUCUAGUUGCUCUUCUUGGAGAUGAACUUAGCGGGCGAGAAGCGAUUGGUGAUGAUGUCAAUCCCUACGAAGAUCAUCUCCUAGGUUCUCAGGAUGGAAUCGGUGAGGCUUUCGACUGGAGUGGGGAUGUACCUAAUAUUGGUGACGCUGGCUUCUGCUUGGCAGGAGAAGGAGAGGAGGCUGAACUGGAUAUCAUCCUAUCUCAGCUUUAUCUCAUAUUUCCUGUUUAUCUCAGUAACAAUUUUGGCUUGCAAUUGCUGGAAGGUCUGCUCGGAGGAGUAGGGAAGGACUGUGGGGAUGUUGGUGAGCUGCCGAUUGUAGAGAGUGAACUGGAGAAGUACAGACCCAAGACCCUCAGCGAAGUCUACGGAAACGUCGAACAAAUCAACACCCUACGCGCCUGCGUGGCUCAAGGCACCAUUCCCAACCUCAUUCUCGCAGGCCCUCCUGGUGUUGGUAAGACAUCAAGCGUCCUUUGCAUCGUGCGCGAGCUCUUGGAGGGCCAGUUCAAGGAGGCAACCCUUGAGCUGAACGCUUCCGACGAGCGCGGCAUCGACGUGGUGAGGGAGCAGAUCAAGUCCUUCGCGCAGAAGAAGGUGGCUUUGGGCGCAGGCAGGACCAAGAUCAUCGUGCUGGACGCGGACAGCCUGACCGAGGGCGCCCAGCACGCCCUACGCAUGAUCAUCAGCAACUUCAGCGACACGACCAGGUUCGUGCUCUCCUGCAACACCUCCUCCAAGAUCAUCGAGCCCAUCCAGAGUCGCUGCAUCAUCCUCAGGUUCGGAAAACUCAAGGACAAUGAAGUAGAGCUCAACCUCAAGAGGGUCAUCGAGGGCGAGGGAGUCAAGAUCACCGAACAGGCCUUCCGCACGCUUCUCUUCAUCGCUGAUGGAGAUAUGAGACCUAUCAACAAUAUCCAGGCUUGCCACUUCGCUAGUCAGGGAUAG